Diplodia corticola is the source of this 2493-nucleotide messenger RNA. RefSeq names its product rint-1 family protein. Gene Ontology annotation, biological process: retrograde vesicle-mediated transport, Golgi to endoplasmic reticulum; endoplasmic reticulum to Golgi vesicle-mediated transport; regulation of ER to Golgi vesicle-mediated transport. NCBI's taxonomy places the organism in Eukaryota, Fungi, Ascomycota, Dothideomycetes, Botryosphaeriales, Botryosphaeriaceae. The coding region runs from base 1 to 2493 and encodes 830 amino acids. Gene Ontology annotation, cellular component: Dsl1/NZR complex. The transcript has 5 exons. The record is from RefSeq and is a predicted model, not a curated record.
AUGGCCGACGUCCACGAGCGCGUCGCCGCAUAUCUCGACGACCAGCUGCAGACGCACGCCGACCUGCACCAGCUGGACGAGCUGCUGUCCAACGUCCGCACCCAGCACGGCCUGCUCCAACAGCAGCUCGAGCAGGCCGAGAAGGACGCCCAUGACGCACGCAAGGAUGCGGGCGAGCACCAGCGCCAGCUGCGCCACCAGCAUGCUCAAUUCGAGCGCGACCAGCAGGACAUCGACCGCCGCCUGCACAUCAUCACCGCCUCUGACGCCAGCGACGAUGCCGCCGCCCGCUUUGAGCAGAGCAUGGCCAAGCUGCACACCCUCGAGAUCGCUACCCGGUACACACAGCGCUUGAAGGAGGUUGGGGAGCUCAGCAACGAUUCCGAUCACGCCCUCGAGACGUCCGGUGAAGCUGCGCUUGCCUCCUACCGCCAGCUGAAGGCCCUUGAUGCCAGUCUGCAGCCUCUACACGAGUCGGCCGAGGGAGCUGCGCCGCACCUCAUCGACCAUGUUGCCAAGACCACCCAGCAUGUCCGCGGACAGCUUCGGGAUGCCUUUUCCAAAGAGCUGGAAGCUGCACUGAAGAAGAUAGACUGGCCCAAACGCCCUGAGACCACUUUCCUUGGUUCGCUCCAGGAGCAGUGGGCUGCUGCCGUGGGUAAGCUGCUUGACCUGCAGAAGCCUGAGCUGGAGGCAGCAGAGAAGAGCGUGCCCAAUGCGAAGGGUAGCAAGGCUGCGCUCGUUCUGUUGCCGCUCGAGGUAAUGGUACAACCGCUGGAAAUGCGUUUCAGGUACCAUUUCGAAGGUGACAAGCCGACCAACCGCCUGGACAAGCCCGAGUACUUCCUGUCCCAUAUCAUUGACUUGCUGAACAAUUUCAAUCCUUUCAUCGUCGACAAUCUUCAACCCAUCCUGCUCAGCCAUUUUAGAGGGACGGAUCUGGGUUUGAACGCUGCUUAUAUUGAUGCUACGUCUGCAUUCAUAACCGCUCUUCUCCCAAUGCUGCGUUCCAAAAUCUUCGCGACCUUGCCCAAGGUUGCCAGCCAGCCGCAGUUGCUCAGUCAUCUCAUGCAUGAAAUUAUGAGCUUCGACACCAACUUAAAGGAAGAUUGGGGAUAUGACGGUGGCAAUGGGUCCGAGGGCUGGAAGGGCCUUGCAUGGGAAGUACUCGGCACGCAAGACUGGUUUGGCAGGUGGCUCCAGGUCGAGAAAGACUUUGCUCUUGCGAGAUACCAGGCUAUCGUCGAGUCUCCGGAAAGCGGGGAACUUGACUACGACAGCGUAGACUCACAUUCGACGAAACCCUCCAAAUCCGCCAUUCGCGUCAACGAUCUGCUUGAGGCCAUCACAGAUCGAUACAGGCCGUUAUCCUCGUUCUCUCAGAAGCUGUCUUUCCUUAUUGACGUACAGAUAUCUAUCUUCGAUCGGUUUCACGAGCGCUUGCACUCCAGUUUGGAGGCUUAUCUCACCAUGACAUCCUCCGUCGGCCGCGCCGUACAAGGCAUAAGCCGCGAGGAGCAGGCCAAUCUCCAAGGCAUCGCCGGACUCGACCGCCUCUGCCGCGUCUUCGGCAGCGCCGACUACCUCGAGCGCGCCAUGCGCGACUGGAGCGAUGACGUCUUCUUCCUCGAGCUCUGGGACGAGCUUCAGGACCGGGCACGGCGGCGGCGUUCUACCAACCUGGCCGGGCCGCUAUCAAUAGCGGCCGUGGCCGAGCGCACGUCGAGCGCCGUCGGCUCCGACGACGCGGACGUGACGGGAGCCCUCUUCGACGAGACGGCCGGGGCAUACAACCGGCUGCGCGUGCGCUCCGAGGCCAUCAUCGCCGACCAGCUCGCGUACAACGUGCGCGAAGCGCUGCGCGCCUACCGCGCCAUCAACCCCUGGACCACGCUCUCCUCGACCAUCACCAGCGGCAGCGCCAGCAUCAGCACCACCCAGACCCACUCCCACUCCUCCUCCUCCUCCGCCGUCACGGCAGAGCUCGAGCCGCUCCUCACAUAUCUCGCGUCCUCACUCGCCUUCCUCAACCGCGCCCUCGCCCGCGCCCCGCUCCGCCGCAUCGCGCGCGCCGCCUGCCGCGCCGUCGAGCAGGGCGUGUGGGACGGCAUCCUCACGCGCCAUUCGUUCAGCACCGCCGGCGCCGCGCAGCUCGCGGCGGACCUGGCGGCGGUGGCGGACGUUGUCGAUCGGUGGGCGGGCGAGGGGUGCGCGGCGACGGGGCUGCGGAAGGUGAGGGAAGGCGUGGCGUUGUUGGGGCUGCCGGUGAAAGGUGGCCCGGGCAACGGCGGUGUCGAUGGCGGUGGUGAUGAGGAGGAGGAGGAAGAAGAAGGGGAUGGCGGGGCUGGUGGGUUGGGGCUGUGGGAGGUGGAGAAGAGGGUUUUUGCGGAUAACGAGCAGGCGAGGGAGGUGUUGGAGGAGUUGGGGUUCGAGUGCUUGACGGAGGCGGAGGCGAGGGGGGUGUUGGAGAAGAGGGUGGAGUUGGGGAGUUAA